GGGGGAGCAGGUGAGUUCAGCUAGUGCAGAAUGGAAAGGGUCUUAUAAGAGUGCAUGUCGACCAGAUUAUAUGGUCAUUGCGGAUAUAAAAAAUAAGAAUGUUGAAAUAGGAUAUCUUGAAACUGGCCAACCAGAUUCCCUUCCUGAUAAGCAAUUGUGA
Messenger RNA from Entrophospora candida, 160 nucleotides. The record is from the annotation of a GenBank genome assembly. NCBI's taxonomy places the organism in Eukaryota, Fungi, Glomeromycota, Glomeromycetes, Entrophosporales, Entrophosporaceae.